AUGCUUUCAUCAAGAGCAUCAACCAGACUCUGCGCGUCAAAACAAGCGGCCCAGCUCGCCCGGGCCGCGGCGCUUCACAACACCUCCUUCUUGGGCUCAGGAACAGCCGGCCUCCGCAUAUCCGCCUCGUUCCAGCAGCAACAUAACCCCAGCAGCAGCAGCAACAGCAGCAGAUCCUUCUCCACGACGCGGGCGUCGCAGCUCCGCGACUUCUUCCCGGCCAAGGAGACGGAGCACAUCCGUCUCACGGCGCCGGCAUGGCCGCACCCGGGGUACACGGAGCAGCAGAUGCACGAUAUCGUGCCGGACCACCGCAAGCCGCGCACCGUCGGCGACUGGGCGGCGUGGAAGUUUGUCCGCCUGGCGCGGUGGUUCAUGGACCGCGCCACGGGGCUCGGGUCCGAGCAGCAGGUUGACAAGAAGAACCCCACCACGUCGUUCGUCGCCGACAAGCCGCUCACCGAGGCACAGUGGCUAGUGCGCUUCAUCUUUUUGGAGAGUAUCGCCGGAGUUCCUGGUAUGGUCGCCGGCAUGCUUCGCCAUCUCGGCAGCCUGCGGCGCAUGAAGCGCGACAACGGCUGGAUCGAGACCCUCCUCGAGGAGAGCUUCAACGAGCGGAUGCACCUGUUGACCUUUAUGAAGAUGUCGGAGCCCGGCUGGUUCAUGAAGAUUAUGAUCCUCGGCGCCCAGGGCGUCUUCUUCAACGGCAUGUUCCUGUCGUACCUCAUUUCCCCCAAAAUCACCCACCGCUUCGUGGGCUACCUCGAGGAGGAGGCCGUGCACACGUACACGCGGUGUCUCUACGAGAUUGACCAGGGCCUGUUGCCCAAAUGGUCUGACCCCGACUUUGUCAUUCCCGACAUUGCGGUCCAAUAUUGGAAGAUUCCGGAGGGGCAGAGGACGAUGAAAGAUUUGAUUCUGUACAUCAGAGCAGAUGAGGCCGUUCAUAGAGGUGUAAACCAUACCCUCAGCAACCUCAACCAAAAGGAGGACCCGAACCCUUUUGUCAGCGAGUACAAGGAUGGCGAGAAGCCCAACGCCGCGUUGAGAGCCCAGGGAUUCGAGCGUAACGAGGUCAUCUAA
This is a messenger RNA of Colletotrichum orchidophilum, 1083 nucleotides long. RefSeq names its product alternative oxidase. Lineage: Eukaryota; Fungi; Ascomycota; Sordariomycetes; Glomerellales; Glomerellaceae. Gene Ontology annotation, molecular function: alternative oxidase activity. Gene Ontology annotation, cellular component: mitochondrion. The transcript has 3 exons. The record is from RefSeq and is a predicted model, not a curated record. Bases 1 to 1083 code for a protein of 360 amino acids. Gene Ontology annotation, biological process: alternative respiration.